UCCACUUAGUGUGUGGGCACUCGGAGACAAUGGAAUUAUUUAAGUACUUUCCCACAGGCUACACCUCGGUCCUGUGGCUGCUGGCUCUCUCUCUUUUGCUGAUCGUUUCUGUUAUCCGGCGGAGAGUUCCCAGGAAUUUCCCUCCUGGACCGACUCCGCUUCCUCUGAUCGGGAACCUGCACCAACUGGACCUCAGGAGGCUGGACUGGUCUCUCAUGGGGCUCGCAGAGAAAUAUGGAAGCGUAUUUUCAGUGGAGAUUGGCCCGCAGAAGGCAGUGGUAUUGUCCAGCUACGAUGCAGUGAACGAUGCGCUUGUAAAACACGCUGAUCUAUUCACUGGGAGGCCACACAUCCCGAUAUUUAACGAGUUUUCAUUGCGAAAGGGGGUUAUAUUCAGUGAUGGGAAGUUGUGGCAGGACAACCGGAAGUUUGUGAUCUCAGCUCUCCGAGACUUUGGCAUGGGCAAGAAAUCCAUUGAGGACAGGAUCACUGAAGAGGCCAGCUUUCUUGUCAAUGUAUUCGAGAGUCAUAAGGGUCAACCUUUUGAAACAGCAUGGAUAUUGAGUUCUGCUGUGAGCAAUAUAAUCUGUUCCAUGCUAUUUGGAGACCGCUUUGAUUAUGAUGAUGAAAUAUUUAUCCAACUCAUAAGCAUGAUCAAUGAGAACACGAGGCUGUCUGGAACAGUUCCACUACAUGCAUGUGUAUCUAGUGGGGACCUUCAUCCAUCUUUUAGCCAGUCUUACUCAACCCAUAAGAGACUGUUAGAAAAAGUCCAGCAACGAUAUUGGAGUCAGGAAGAGACUGCAGUUUUUGAAAAGAUUAAAGAGAAAGGGAAAGUUCAGGAAGAAAUUGAUCAGCUGAUAGGAGCUGGACGAUCUCCUGUAACUGAAGACCGGAAAUUAAUGCCCUACACUGACGCUGUGAUCCACGAAAUCCAGAGGUUUGCCAACAUCGUCCCCCUGAACCUUCCUCAUUCGACAACCGAGGACACGCACAUUAAAGGACAUUUCAUUCCAAAGGGAACUUAUGUGAUUCCUGUCCUGACCUCUGUGCUACGUGAUAAAACUCAAUGGAAAACUCCAAACGAGUUUAACCCGGCUCACUUCCUGGAUGCUGAUGGGAAUUUUGUGAAGAGAGACGCCUUCAUGCCUUUCUCUGCAGGUCAGAGGGUGUGCGCUGGUGAGGCGUUGGCUAAACUGGAGCUUUUCCUGUUCUUCACCACCCUGCUGCAGAAGUUCCAUUUCCAGGCUCCACCAGGUGUGACGGACCUGGAUACCAGCCCAAGAAUAGGCUUAGUCACCAACCCGAAACCUCACCGGGUUUGUGCUGUGCCUCGCUGAUGGCACCAGUGACAGUCCCAGCAAAUCUUUCACUGCUGAGUUUGUAAAUGUGGGUCCUUGAUUACGCUAUCUCUAACCAACCUGCUUGCAUAAAUCGGCCCGAAACGUCAGCCUUCCUGCUCCUAUGAUGCUGCUUGGCCUGCUGUGUUCAUCCAGCUCUACACCUUGUUAUCUCAGAUUCUCCAGCACCUGCAGUUCCUACUAUCAAGGAGAAUUUUCUCCGGUUGUAUAAUGAAGCUGGAAUCCCGUCGAGAGGUACAAGUCUACUUAUCUCUCAACCUAUCCAACUUAGCAUUGAGUUAAUAGGGCUAUUGAAAUGCAUUGAAACUGAUGCUUUGCAAUUAAUGAAUGUUUAAGCCUUGUUCUCUAACAAUAACCAACAUUUUUCUCACCCACCAGUUUAUGUUAGUCAGACUCUUACCUAAUGCAAUAAUGAAAACUGUCAGAUUAAUAAUGGAUGUGCUGAUUAAAAAUCUAAUAAAGACGCUCUAACUUCAA
Rhincodon typus (whale shark) is the source of this 1838-nucleotide messenger RNA. RefSeq names its product cytochrome P450 2F2-like. Lineage: Eukaryota; Metazoa; Chordata; Chondrichthyes; Orectolobiformes; Rhincodontidae. The transcript has 8 exons. Gene Ontology annotation, molecular function: heme binding; oxidoreductase activity, acting on paired donors, with incorporation or reduction of molecular oxygen, reduced flavin or flavoprotein as one donor, and incorporation of one atom of oxygen; iron ion binding. Gene Ontology annotation, biological process: xenobiotic metabolic process. The coding region runs from base 30 to 1340 and encodes 436 amino acids. Gene Ontology annotation, cellular component: cytoplasm; intracellular membrane-bounded organelle. The record is from RefSeq and is a predicted model, not a curated record.